Messenger RNA from Equus quagga, 2341 nucleotides. Its product is annotated as guanylate-binding protein 2. Gene Ontology annotation, biological process: defense response to protozoan; defense response to Gram-positive bacterium. The transcript has 12 exons. NCBI's taxonomy places the organism in Eukaryota, Metazoa, Chordata, Mammalia, Perissodactyla, Equidae. The record is from RefSeq and is a predicted model, not a curated record. Bases 399 to 2174 code for a protein of 591 amino acids. Gene Ontology annotation, molecular function: GTP binding; GTPase activity.
AGAGGUUGCUUGUUAGUUUUGAUUUCUAAUCAUUGGUUUCUGAAGAAAAUUUGGGAAGUUCUAGCACAUUGAAGGAGUAAAGUAAAAGCCCAGAUUGCCAGUGAGAGAGAAAACAAGAGAAACCAGCACAGCUAAAGUCAGAAGCAAAGGGAAGAGGAUAAGCACUUCUAACUUUGUCUGCGAAGCUGCUGUCUGCUCGACUCUGAAGGAUCUCUGCUUUCGAAUUCUCAGGAGGAAUGCUCACACCUAGUGUGAUAUCUUCGCAUCUAAGUACUAUUAUGCAAAGAAAGGAACCAUGGCUUCUGGGAGAAAUGGUUGAUUCUAGAGCUGAACCAGGACAAAUACAAGAUGGACCUGGAAUACUUUGUGGUACCAGAAAAUAAGGUGACACCCUGGCCAUGGCCUCAGAGAUCCACAUGCCAGGCCCAGUGUGCCUCAUUGAGAACACUAACGGGGGGCUGGUGGUUAAUCAGGAGGCUCUGAAGAUCCUGUCUGCCAUUACGCAGCCUGUGGUGGUGGUGGCUAUCGUGGGCCUCUACCGCACAGGCAAAUCCUUCCUGAUGAACAAGCUGGCCGGGAAGAGAAAGGGCUUCUCUCUGGGCUCCACGGUGCAGUCUCACACGAAGGGGAUCUGGAUGUGGUGUGUGCCUCAUCCCCAAAAGCCAAACCACACUCUAGUUCUGCUGGACACCGAGGGGCUCGGGGAUGUAGAGAAGGGAGACAACCAGAAUGACUCCUGGAUCUUUGCCCUGGCAGUCCUCCUGAGCAGCACCUUUGUGUACAACAGCAUGGGAACCAUCAACCAGCAGGCCAUGGACCAACUGCACUACGUGACAGAGCUGACAGAGCGAAUCAGGGCAAAAUCCUCACCAGGUAACAGUGAGCUUGAAGACUCAGCUGACUUCGUGAGCUUCUUUCCAACCUUUGUGUGGACUCUGAGAGAUUUCUCCCUGGAGCUAGAAGCCAAUGGAGAACCCAUCACUGCUGACGAGUACCUGGAGCUGUCACUGAAGCUAAAGAAAGGUACUGAUGAAAAAAGCAAAAGCUUUAAUGAACCUCGGUUGUGCAUCCGCAAGUUCUUCCCAAAGAAGAAGUGCUUCAUCUUUGACCGUCCCGCUCCCAGGAAGUACCUUGUCCAACUGGAGAAGCUACAGGAGGAAGAUCUGGACCCUGAAUUCAGAGAACAAGUUGCAGGCUUCUGCUCCUACAUCUUCAGCCAUUCCAAAGCCAAGACUCUCUCAGGCGGCAUCAUAGUCAAUGGGCCUCGUCUGGAGAGCCUGGUGCUGACCUAUGUCAAUGCCAUCAGCAGUGGGGAUCUUCCCUGCAUGGAGAAUGCAGUCCUGGCCUUGGCCCAGAUAGAGAACUCAGCCGCAGUACAAAAGGCAGUGGCCCACUAUGAUCAGCAGAUGGGCCAGAGGGUGAAGCUGCCCACGGAAACCCUCCAGGAGCUUCUGGACCUGCACAGGGCCAACGAGAAAGAGGCCAUUGAAGUCUUCAUGAAAAAUUCUUUCAAGGAUGUGGAACAAAAGUUCCAGAAGGAAUUAGGGGCCCAGUUAGAAGCAAAGCGAGAUGACUUUUGUAAGCAGAACAUGCAAGCGUCAUCAGAUCGUUGCAUGGCAUUACUUCAGGAUAUUUUUGGUCCUCUAGAAGAAGAGGUGAAGCAAGGGGCAUUUUCUAAACCGGGAGGUUAUCGUCUCUUUAUUCAGAAGAAACAGGAGCUGAAGAAUAAGUACUACCAGGUCCCCAGGAAGGGGAUACAGGCAGAGGACAUGCUGAAGAAGUACUUGGAAUCCAAGGAAGACGUGGCUGAUGCGCUUCUCCGGACUGAUCAGUCACUCUCAGAAAAGGAAAAGGAGAUUGAAGUGGAACGUAUAAAGGCUGAAUCUGCAGAAGCUGCAACGAAAAUGUUGGAGGAAAUCCAAAAGAAGAAUCAGCAGAUGAUGGAACAGAAAGAAAAGAGUUAUCAGGAACACGUGAAACAAUUGACUGAGAAGAUGGAGAGAGAUAGGGCCCAGCUGCUGGCAGAGCAGGAGAGGACUCUUGCUCUUAAACUUCAGGAACAGGAACGACUUCUCAAGGAAGGAUUCCAGAACGAGAGCAGGAAACUUCAGCAGGAGAUGCAGGCUAUCCGAAUGAGAAACAGAGCACCAGCUGGAGUAUGUAACAUACUCUAAAAAUCCGAGGAAUGUAAUUUCCUAACCGUCUCUCCUCCACUAGCAAUAAGUUGAAUGAGCAGCUUUAGAACGACAAACAAUUGCCAAAAACUAAACUUGAAAUCAUGAUGCUUCCAUUUUUGUUGAGCUAUAAAAUUUGCAAAGAUGAAAUAAAGGAUGAAGAUACU